Molecule: messenger RNA, 1572 nt
Organism: Tricharina praecox
Lineage: Eukaryota; Fungi; Ascomycota; Pezizomycetes; Pezizales; Pyronemataceae
Exons: 5
Coding region: 190-1563 (457 amino acids)
Biological process (GO): secondary metabolite biosynthetic process
Molecular function (GO): FAD binding; monooxygenase activity
Source: RefSeq, a predicted model, not a curated record
AUCGUAUAAUGGAAUUCAAAAAAUUCUGGAGGAUCGCCGUAGAAAUCAUAACAAUACUGUGCCGAUUCAAUGGCCCCGCGGGCAUAUGGAUAAUGGGGGUGCAACGGUGGCCUGCCUACAAGUUGAUACCCAUCUACAUGACCACUCGAGCUCGACAGUUCCCCACGAGAUUCCACGCCUUAUCAUACGAUGAACAAUAAAAACACAACCCACAAAACGAAUAUGGAGUCUGCGGCACAUGAAUACAUCCACCCCACGGCCGGGUGUAAACUGAAUGUAGUAAUAGUCGGCGCAGGCCUCGGCGGUCUCGGCGCCGCAAUCGGCAUCUCGUUGGCCGGGCACAACGUAACGGUACUCGAGGCAGCCUCUGAAAUCGGCGAGAUCGGCGCGGGCAUCCAGAUCCACCCGAACGCAUCGCGGAUUCUGACGCGCUGGGGGCUUGCCCCCGCACUAUCAGCGUACUGGACCACGCCGCGGUGCGUAAACAUGCUCUCGUGGCGCGGCGAGCCGCUGGCGAGCAUGCGCUUCGCCGAGGCCGCUGAGAAGUACGGCAGCCCGUUUUGGGACUUCCACCGCGCGAAUCUGCACCGGUGUUUGCUGGAGCGCGCGGUGGAGCUGGGUGCCACGGUGCGGUGUAAGGCGAGGGUUGAUACGCUUGAGUUUGUCGGGGGGGAGACGACAGUGGUGCUGGAGGGCGGCGAGAGGGUGACCGCAGACCUCGUGGUAGGCGCCGAUGGGAUUUAUUCUAAGACCCGUGAGGCGUUUGUGGGGCAUAAGGAUCCGCCGAAGAAGACGGGCGAUCUGGCGUAUAGACUCCUUCUGGACGCGAGGGAGAUGCUGAAGGAUCCCGAGCUGGCGGGAAUGGUGACGGAUCCGCAGGUUAUGUACUGGCUUGGCCCGGAUAAACAUGCGGUAAGCUACGUCCUCCGGGGCGGGCGACAAUUCAACAUGGUCCUUUUGGUGCCGGACGACCUUCCAGACAGCAGUACCGUAGUCCCAGGAAACGUAGCCGAGAUGUGCGCGCUGUACGCGGACUGGGACGCGCGCAUCCCCAAGCUGCUGGGCUUGUGCACGGAGGUGCACAAGUGGAAGCUCUCCAUCCGCCCAAACGAUCUACCCGCCUGGUCGAAUCCCGCGGGGACUUUCGUGCUCCUGGGAGACGCCGUGCACGCCGCGCUUCCGUAUUUGGCUGCUGGCGCGGGUAUGGCCCUCGAAGACGGCGCGUUCCUGGGGCUCGCCCUGGGGAGCAUCAAGUCCAGGUCGGAGGUGAAACGCGCACUGACGGUGUAUGAGCGCGGCCGGCGAGCUCGCGUCGCGCGUAUCGUCGAGCGCGGGAAUGUCCAGCAGUAUCUUUACCACCUCCCCGACGGCGCGGAGCAGUGCGAGAGGGACAGGAAGCUCCGCAUGAAUCCUACCCCGCCCGGAGAGGUGCUCGCGUGGAGGGAUCCGGAGUUUGCGCCGUGGUUGAUGGGGUAUGAUGUUGAGAAGGAUUUUAAAAAGUAUUGGGAGAUGCCGAAGGACAAGGAGAGGAGGAGGGAACAUGUCACGAGGAGCUUGUUGUAGGUAGGCAAU